This is a messenger RNA of Danaus chrysippus (African queen), 249 nucleotides long. Lineage: Eukaryota; Metazoa; Arthropoda; Insecta; Lepidoptera; Nymphalidae. The record is from the annotation of a GenBank genome assembly.
AUGUUCAAACAGAUCAUAUUCGCUGCUCUUUUGGCGCUUGUUGCUGCCAAACCCGGAAUCCACUCUGUGGCCUACAGCGCACCCAUUGUAGCCGCACCUGCGGUAGCAGCAGCAUACUCGGUACCCGUUGGUGCUGCAUACCCAGCUCCAAUUGCUGCAGCUUAUGCCGCACCGUUUGCAGCAUACAGAGCGCCCCUAGCCUAUUCUGCUCCCUUAGCUGCUUACAGUGCACCGUUAUUGUUAAAGUGA